This is a messenger RNA of Anopheles darlingi, 1827 nucleotides long. It is a transcript of the gene Amt, whose product is annotated as putative ammonium transporter 2. Gene Ontology annotation, molecular function: ammonium channel activity. Gene Ontology annotation, cellular component: membrane. The transcript is spliced from 4 exons. Gene Ontology annotation, biological process: ammonium transmembrane transport; ammonium homeostasis. The record is from RefSeq and is a predicted model, not a curated record. The coding region runs from base 1 to 1827 and encodes 608 amino acids. NCBI's taxonomy places the organism in Eukaryota, Metazoa, Arthropoda, Insecta, Diptera, Culicidae.
AUGGCGGCGAACGCAACGAUAUUGUCCAAUGGUUCGUCCUCCACAACGCCGAGCCCAGGGACAUUCCAAUCGUUGGCACGGAAUAACAGCUACAUCAUACCGGGUGUUUACGAUCUGAACGUCGAGGAUACGAACUGGGUGCUAACGUCCUCGUUUAUCAUCUUCACCAUGCAGACCGGCUUCGGGAUGCUCGAGUCGGGUUGCGUCUCGGUGAAGAAUGAGGUGAACAUCAUGAUGAAGAACAUCAUUGACAUUGUGCUGGGUGGAUUCACCUACUGGCUGUUCGGGUACGCGAUGUCCUUUGGACGAGGCGCCCUUAACAAUCCGUUCGUCGCGCUCGGCGAUUUCCUCAUCGAUCCCGAUGUUAGUGAUCCACUAUUUGGGCCGAUUUUUGCCGCCUUCCUGUUCCAGCUUUCCUUCUCGACGACUGCCACCACCAUCGUCAGUGGCGCUAUGGCGGAACGAUGCAACUUCAAAGCGUAUUGCAUAUUCUCAUUCUUCAACACGAUCGUCUACUGCAUUCCGGCCGGUUGGGUGUGGGGUGAGCAUGGUUUCCUCAAGAAUCUCGGUGUUGUAGAUAUAGCCGGCAGUGGUCCAGUGCACCUGAUCGGUGGUGCAUCUGCCUUCGCUUCAGCCGCCAUCCUUGGGCCACGGUUGGGCCGGUACGCAAAGGGUACGGAUCCGUUGCCACUCGGCAAUCCCGUGAAUGCCUGCAUGGGUCUGUUUGUGCUUUGGUGGGGCUGGUUGGCCUUCAACUCGGGCAGCACGUACGGUGUCAGUGGGGCCAAGUGGGCUUAUGCUGCCCGUGCUGCCGUUAUGACCAUGAUGGGCUCAUUUGGAGGAGGUAGCUUCAGCAUAAUUUACUCCAUGUACAAUAACGACGGCCGGAUGGAUGUGGUGGAUCUGAUCAACGGAAUUCUGGCCUCGCUCGUAUCGGUAACGGCCGGAUGCUAUCUGUAUCAUGCCUGGGAAGCUAUCGUAAUUGGUGCGAUCGGUUCGGCCCUUUGCUGCUUUGGAAUGCCACUGUUCGAUCGCAUGGGUGUGGAUGAUCCGGUGGGGGCCAGUUCUGUGCAUGGAGUUGCCGGUAUUUGGGGAGUUCUAGCGGUCGGGCUGUUUGCUGACAAUCCUCUCCGUAUGGAUACGACCAGUGGCCGUUCGGGGUUGUUUAAGGGUGGCGGUUGGUACAUGCUCGGUGUCCAAUCGCUGUCCGCGCUUUGUCUCGCCUGUUGGGGCGUUUGUGUAACGUUUCUUCUGCUCUGGUUGAUCAACAAGAUCGUCCCGAUCCGGAUGGACCCGAACGAGGAGCUGCUCGGUGCGGACCUGAUGGAGCACCGCAUUCGCCACACGCAGAUCGGCAUCUCGCGGGCCCUUUCGGCCCUGGCACCGAUCCAGCUCGACCUUGGAGACGUUAUCGAUGCACCACCGAUUGGGCGCAAUCCAGGGCACGAACGGUGUGUCGAUGAGAUUGAAGCUGCCAGCCAUAAGCUGCACCAGUGGCGGACUGCCAUGGAUCAGUUUAGCAAGAAGGAAAAAGCCGACUCGAAGGGGCUAUCCCGGAAACCGAUGGAAACGGCGCGCACGCAAACACAGGAAACCCGGCGAAGGGUGAACAUGUUUGGCAAACCGAUGGCCAACGGGGCGGACAAUGCCGGAUACGAUGGAGGUGGUGCUCCAGUCACAGUCAGUAUACUAGGAGGGAGCGACUUUCGCUUAAAAACCUCCAAAAAGGAAGGAAAAGAAGUGUACCCAAUGACGAACGUUGGCGGUGACCAAGGAUCCUCGCGCGGGGCCGACCGUAAUGAUCGCAAUUUCGCAUGGAUUGAUUAG